CGUAAUCAUAAAAAAAACACCCCAUCCAGCAGGUCCGUCUGCGGCAUGGUGCUCAUUAUUACUCUGGCGGCGUUUCCUCGCUGUACCGCCAGGGCGAUAAGUUGCGAGAAAUAUGCGCCAGAGCUGGGGUCUCCUGUGGUGUCAAUCAGCCGUGCCGACAGAACCCUCACAAAGGUCUUCAUGUCGGCUGACCAAGGGCCCAGUGUACUGCGAGCGCCGCAAACUCGUACUCAAACGCACCAUAAUCGCUAAUAAUAAAAUACGUAAUCACUCUGUAAACGGCAAAACAGCAAUUAGUUCUGUCUGGCGCAUUAGUAGUGUUUACAGCAAAUGAAAGUUAAUGAAGUUGGAAUUAAAGCGAUAACACAAAUUAAUCAGGAGCCGAGAAUAAUUGAGGCAAUAUAAAGUGCGAUUCGUGCGAGCCGCCCGAAAUCGAUGGCCAUGGAGCCAACUGUGUUUGUCAUCGCGCUAACCGUGAUUGCAAACAUAAAAAAUUGCGUGUCAGUCAAGAACAACACCGCACAAGGGAAAAAUCCUAUUGAACAUUUCAAUGAAAUGAUUGAACAAAUAAUUGCAAGAACUGAGGGAAACCAUACAACAGGAGAAACAACCAUAAGCCAAAAUCAGAAACCGAAACAUGAACAAGAACCAUCAUCUAAUAAACAAAUGUGGGAGGUAUUGACCACAAGAAUAGUUCAAAAUGCGGUCAGUACAGGUGCCGGUGCAGAUACAAAUUCUACUGAACAUGAUUUGAAUAAUAAAAAUUCUAAAAUCAUUUACUUAAGCAAUUUUCCUCUCAACAAGACUUUAGAACAUGCCAAGGAUGGCAAUAUGGACAGUGAAAAUAAAAUACCACUUCCUUUUUUAGACUCUGAAAAAGUAGAAGACGAUAAUAUACUUGAGUAUUUACCUGAUAGUACAGAUUUAAAUCCAAGCUUUACCAAUAACGGAAAUAUGUAUGAAAGAACUGAGCCGCAAUAUAAUUUGGCAUCAUUAGAAGAUAGUAAUAAACUACCGUGGUUUAAUUAUAAAGAAGGCUUUGAAGAUCUGCCAAAUAGACGCAGUUUAAGUGAUAAUUUACCAAUACCUCCUACAAUACGUAACCCGACGGAUCAUGGUUUAGGGGUUGUUCUUAAGGAGGAAAUAGUUUUUGAAAUUGAAGACGAAAAAUCACCUGAAUCUCCAAAUCCUCCCGUAAAGAUACGUUUGCAUACUACAACACCAAAACCAGUGCCAUCAAAUAAGCCCAAAAUCAAAGGAAAAAAUAUGACUAUUACAUAUCUUCCAUUUUUUUCAAGUUUGAAAAAUGUCUCGAGUAAUAGCACAGACAAAUCAAAAAUUAACGGAUUCACUCAUAUAAAACCCCAGACAUCUAAAGGCAGGUCUCCAAUGGCAGGUGCAAUUCGAAACAAUAACUAUUUUAAAAUUCCACCACAACUGCCAAGGCAGGCCGAGGAUAAUUUAAAACUGCAGACGGAAUUUAAUAAAUUGAAUGAAAAAAUUAAUAAACUUCAAGAGAUUCUGAAUAAAACUCUCGAUAGGAAAGAUGAACCCAAAUCUCAUAAUUUACGAGUAUCAAAUAAAGACCCGGCCACGAAGUCAGUGGGAGAAAAUGGUUCGGGUCCUACACCCCAGCAGGGGGUAAUAGGAUGGAAACAAGAAGGAUCAAAUAAAGACCCCAAAUUGCUUGAGCCACAUGACCCACCGCAUAUUGAGGCUGAUGUUUUAAGAACCAGUGGUCCUUAUGUAGGCAAACCAGAUUUUGCAAAAAUCUUGACAAAUAUACCAAUAAGUCACAGUACUACACCACAUAUAAAUCCAAGACAAGGAAUUGUGGAAAACGUCAUGUUGAGGAAAAGCAUUAUACCGCCUUUACCACCGUUUUUACUGAAUCAAGCUUCGUUAACAGAACCAAAGAUGUUGCAAAGGCGUUUGUUGCUACUUAAAUUGGCAAAUAUUGCUAAAUUGAAUCAAGAUGUGCAUUUGUUAAGCAAAAUCAGGAAGAAAUCCAAAUAUAUCUUUCCCGUGCCUGUCUAUCGUCGGCGAGUAAUCCUAAAACCGCUUGCGUGAAUUCUGUAAAAACUUAGCCCGAUGAUAUCAUCUUUAUCCUAACUUGUCACAAAGCUGCCGGGGUCUCACGAGAUUAAACCACUUGACCAAAAGUAUGUACUCAUCUAGUUGCCUACUGCUACUUCCAAAGUCUUGUACUUAGUAAGAUGGAAGUAUACAGAAGGUAAAAAUUACAAAUAUAUAUUGAUGGAUAAAAUAAAUUGUUCACUUAAUUGA
This is a messenger RNA of Cydia pomonella (codling moth), 2286 nucleotides long. RefSeq lists its product as uncharacterized. The record is from RefSeq and is a predicted model, not a curated record. NCBI's taxonomy places the organism in Eukaryota, Metazoa, Arthropoda, Insecta, Lepidoptera, Tortricidae. The coding region runs from base 436 to 2070 and encodes 544 amino acids. The transcript is spliced from 2 exons.